This is a messenger RNA of Brassica rapa (field mustard), 3288 nucleotides long. RefSeq lists its product as uncharacterized. Lineage: Eukaryota; Viridiplantae; Streptophyta; Magnoliopsida; Brassicales; Brassicaceae. The record is from RefSeq and is a predicted model, not a curated record.
UGAAUUGUAAGUUGUCUAUACAUAAUUAUAUAUUGAAGUUUUAUUUUCAAUUGCAAAACUAACAUAUAUUUCAAUUUUUCACCAGACGUCUGUAAUGUAGGUCGUCCAGGAAAGUCAAACUUAUGAAAUAAUCCAGUCAAAUGCAAAACUAACCUAUGACGACUGAAAUGUAAGUCGUCUAGCUUUUUUGGAGUUUUUUUUAACCAAACAAAAGUAGACGACUUAUUUUUCAAUCGUCUCAGAUAACAGAUUUCAAAGUCAAUUGCAAAAAUAACCUCUGCGUUGACCAGACGACUUAUAUUUUAGUCGGCUGGAAGACUUAGAUUGAAGUCGUCCGCGUCGACCUAAAUGGACGACUUCUCUGGAAGUCUACUAGACGACCUCCGUGGAUGACGCUGCGUUAAUGUUUAAUAAAUUUGCAUUUUCUCUAUAACUAUAAAAACUUUUUAACAUUUUCUUGUUAAUUCAUAUUUAUUAAUAAAUAUGUGGGCUGCUGAAUGAAAUUUAUAACUUAAUUGGUGAUAUUUAUGAGGUUACCAACAUUCACGUUAAUUAAAGUUUCUAACUGAUCCGAGAAGACUUCCGUAGAAGUCUUCUUCUACGCUAGUUUUUAAGUCUUCUACGCUAGUUUUUGAAUAACUUGUAUUUUUAAGAGUAAUAAGUAACCUCAAGAUAUGUAAAACUCAUAUUUUCAAAAUAUGUUUUUUCCCUUAGUUUUACUAAAUUUGACUAAGUUUUUCAACAUAAACUUAUAGCUCCAAGCUGUGUCUACUUCCUGGCUCUGCAAUUCGGUUACCAAUUAUUAUAGGAUCCUUAGGUGGAACCCCCAAGCUGUGUCUACUUUCUGGCUCUGUAAUUCGGUUACCGAGUCGCAAGACCAUUUAUUCUUUGAAUGCUCUUUUUCCGGUGAAGUAUGGAGGGAAACGGUCAAAGGUUUAGCGGGCGUUGGUCUCUCGACUCAAUGGUCGUCACUGUUGCAAACUCUGGUCAGGGGGUUACAAGACAGAACCGCAACAUUUAUGUUUCUGUAUUGUUUCCAAGCUGUAGCUUAUGCCAUAUGGUAUGAAAGAAACACUCGUCGUGUGGGAGAGCCCCCUACAACGGCUAGUCAACUCAUCAUAUGUUUGGAUAAGCAAAUCCGAAACAGAAUAUCCUCUUUGAGAAGGAAGUCAUGAAACAAAUAUGAAAUGGCCAUGAGAUGUGGUUUAGGAGUAGAUGAUUCUUUCAAAUUCUUCUCUAAAAUAAAUAUAGCUUUUCAAUUUACUUAGUCUGCAAAAGAUAGCAUAGUAUGUAUAAAGGUUUUUUGAAGUUAAUAAAAUUUAAAAUUCUUUAAAAAAAAAAAUAUUUCAAAAGAUCAAUAAAUUUACAAAGAACGAAACAAUAAUCACUAACAAAAAAUAAUUGAUUGUAUAAGUUAGAUAGUUUUCUAAUGGAUAUUACAUGUAUCUAAAAGAAAAGUUUGGUCUUCGGAUAUAUACAUGUAAUCUCCAAAAGCCGAACUCUAUCUUUCUCUGAUAUUUUUAGAACCAAGAUUAAAUGUAUCCAAAAAAUAAUCCAGGUAGUCCUUGUAUAAAAUCCCAUAGAAAUAUCAAUCGACAAUAGGCAAAAAGAACUUUGAUACUAAAUGAUGUUGAACAUACCCAAGAAUCUAUAAGAAAGUGAAUAGAUAGAUCCCCAGUUCAAAAGAACGCCAAGCACAAACAUUGGUUGGAAUUAAACUCAUCAAAGUCCAAUAUUUUUACAUCGGAAUUUUGAAACUUGAUGGGGGAAACCUUCAUUUAUAAACUUUGAAGUAUACUUUGAAUAAUUAGAGAGACAUGCUCAUCUUUUGCAUAUAUAAUUUAUAUAGUUGUUUAUUUGUAAUAAACCCUUAUCACUGCAUCAUUUAAAUAUUUUUAAAAAUUUAUAUGAAAUUUUAUAACUUACUAUCAAAAGUUCUUAAAUUUGGCAUAUAAUAAUCAUAAUUUUAUUAUCUAUAUAUUUUAGUUUUUAGUUUAUUGCUACUAGUUAUCUACUCUUAUUUAUAUAUUAAGCUUUCAGUAAUAUCAUUAUAAUAUUUUGUAGUAAAAUUUAAUUAUAUAUAAAAACUAGUAAUUGCAAAAGUUCAAUCUGGGACAAAAUUUUAUAAAACUAUCUUAUUUAACUAAAAAUGUUACAUGUAUAUUAUUUCAAUCCAACUGUUUAAAAUCAACUUUAACCUAAAAUAGUCUCUAUCCUUUCUCUCCUCUCCCCAAAAACUAAUAGUUUUAAAAUAUAUAUAAAUAAAUAAGCAAAAGAUGCAGAAUAUCUGCCACUCCUAAAUAAGAAGAAAUAAAAAAAAUCUUCAUUUACCAAUAAUAUUAUAAAAUUAUAUAUUUUUUCUCUCUUUUAGUCUUAAAAUCUGAUUUUCCUGCUCUUGUCUCUAAAACAAUUAAUCUACCAUCUCUCUUUCUCUCUCUCUCCCUCUUUUAUUCUCUCCUGAUCAUCUUCCUUAAGGAGAGAAAAAAUGGAGGAGCCGAAAUGGCUGGAAGCUCUCUUAAGAACAAACUACUUCAACAUUUGUCCUCGACACUGUGAGACACCGCGAAAUGAAUGCAACAUGUUCUGUCUCUCUUGUCAAAACGCUGCGUUUUGCAUCUACUGCCGAACCUCCCUCCACAUUGAUCAUCCCGUCCUUCAGAUAAGAAGAUCGUCGUAUCAUAAUGUGGUUAGAGUAUCGGAGAUAGAGAAGGUAUUGGACAUAAGAGGAGUACAAAAUUAUGUCAUCAAUAGCGCGAGGGUUCUCUUCUUGAACGAGAGACCUCAGCCUAAGAAUUCAUCUCAUGGCCCCACGUCAUCCACCACCAAAACCAUUUCUUACUUCUGCGAGACUUGUUGCAGAACGCUUCUUGAUCCAGCUCGCUUCUGUUCCUUGGGUUGCAAGGUUGAAGAAAUGAGGAAGAAUAAGGAAGAUGAAGAAGAGAGAUUGCGUAAAGAAAGACAACAAGAAACGCACAAAGGCACGCAUCCUCCAACUCAUACUUCUAAUUCUAGGCGACGUAAAGGCACUCCUCAUAGAGCUCCUUUUGCCUCCUAAUUUAAUCAACCUUUUUCAAGAAAUAAAAAAAAUAAACUUUCUUUUGAUUUAUCUACUACAAUUUAAUGGUCUACCCAAAUAAACAUAGUAUAUGCGUAUUGGGUGGGUGUUUAUAUAUUCCCCAAUUUGUACAAAGUCCAGCUCACUUCUCACAAUCAUCUCACAUGGGAACAACAAUUUGUAUAAAAUAAAAUUGUAAAUUCACCUUUUUGUCAACAUUUUUAUUUAUCAUA